Molecule: messenger RNA, 2267 nt
Organism: Microtus oregoni (creeping vole)
Lineage: Eukaryota; Metazoa; Chordata; Mammalia; Rodentia; Cricetidae
Gene: Rgs16
Product: regulator of G protein signaling 16
Exons: 5
Coding region: 115-723 (202 amino acids)
Source: RefSeq, a predicted model, not a curated record
CCCAUCUGCACAGUCCGGUACUUGCAACAGCCUCGCUUUUCCCUCUUCGCCCUCCGGUGGCCUACGGAGCCCGCCACUAUCCUCCCCACGACUUGCUGUCCUGCGCCCGCAACCAUGUGCCGCACCCUGGCUACCUUCCCCAACUCCUGCCUGGAGAGAGCCAAAGAGUUCAAGACGCGUCUGGGGAUCUUUCUCCAUAAAUCGGAGCUGAGCUCCGAUACUGGUGGUGUUAACAAGUUCGAGUGGGCCAGUAAACAUAGCAAAGAGAGAAUCUUCUCGGAAGAUGUUCUGGGAUGGAAAGAAUCCUUUGAUCUGUUGCUGAGCAGCAAGAAUGGAGUGGCUGCCUUCCACGCUUUCCUAAAGACAGAGUUCAGCGAGGAGAAUCUGGAGUUCUGGCUGGCCUGUGAGGAGUUCAAGAAGAUCCGAUCAGCCACCAAACUGGCCACCAGGGCUCACCGCAUCUUUGACCAGUACAUUUGCAGUGAAGCCCCUAAAGAGGUGAACAUAGACCAUGAGACCCGAGAGCUGACAAGGAUAAAUCUUCAGGCCCCCACUGCCAGUUGCUUCGAUGUGGCUCAGGGGAAGACUCGCACCCUGAUGGAGAAGGACUCCUAUCCGCGCUUCCUCAAGUCACCUGCUUACCGGGACCUGGCCGCCCAAACCUCAGUCGCCUCCUCCACCUCUACAUCCAGCAGCAGCCCAGCUGAGCCUUCACACAGUUGAGCCUCCACAGCAGCAAAGAAACCAGCAGGAAGAGAGGUGGAGUCAGCGGUCCCUGAAGCAGCUGCCCUGUGUGGGAGGCCGGUUCUGCCCAACAAGUGCCAGAGGACAGUGAAGGGAUGCACGUUCCUGCCUCCUGGGCGUGAAGCACUCCCUCUUCCUAGAUACUGCGGUGGACUCAGUGUGGGAGAGGCUCCUCACUUCCAGGACCUGUGGCCGAGGGCUGACAAGUGGGCUGUGUGGGGCGCUCUAGGGAAGGUGGCACAGCAGUCCCGUUCUUCCCACCAGGGCCCAGAGGCAUGCUGGGGCAGUUGGGAACCUUGAGAGCAGGAGCUGGAGAUUCGUCCUCAAGAUAGUUGGCUUUGGUCACUCACAUCUUGAUGUCCUUGUUCCUGGACUGGGCCUAGAAAAAGCUAUGAAAGGGGAACCUCCCUCUUUUGUGCUUGCCUUCCCAGAGAUACCCAGGGUCCCCUAGCUUAGGCUUCUUAACAUUCCUGUGUUCAUUCUUGCAGUCUCAUGAGGGUCAAUGAGUCAGAAUGAUUCUUGCCCCAAAUGAGAUUUUUAUACCUCAAAAAAACUGGCCUGUGAGUCCCUUUCCAGGUCAGUAACGAGUCCUGGAAAAGCAGCCACUCUGCUUGUGUGACCCUAGACUGGGUGCUCUCGGUGGCCUGUCGGUGGCAGCAGGGUCCACCUGUGAACAGGGCUCACUGGAAGGUCUUAUUGAGCCCUGCAUCGCUUUGGGAGAUGAGGUCGAAGUGGAGGGAAGUGGGUGGAAGAGCCUUCAGACACCCGGGAUAGCACUUAGGUCCAGCAACUGAGUGAGGGAGAAAGGGCCAUAGAAAAUUCAUCACUGGGAGGAGCCUAAAAGUCUCACUGAAAUCAAAUCAGUUCUCUUUGUGCCUAUGAGCCUGGGAACAAGAGAUGCCCCCUGGUGGAAGGGGAGCCUGUGUUUCUUUCCUGUAGACAGGAGAUACCCACUGUAGGUAGGGGAGAGGUAGGCCAGGGACCAAGAUAGCUCUGGAAGGGAAGCCAGGGAGUAUUGGGGGGCUGCUUGGAAGAGUGGGGGCUGGGGAAAAUCAACCUGACUACCACCUCUGGGUCUUACCGACCAAACAGUCUAAGUUGGGACUUCCCGCACCAGAGACCAAACUGGCAGUGGAGACCCAGGUUGCCAACAUUGUUCUCUCUGCACUUGAAGCUUCCCCAGAAGAACAGUAUUUAAGUAUAAUAUAUUGUUACAUUGUGUCGUGCUGAUUGUCUCAGCUAAUAUUGUCGCUGUUGUUAUUUAUUGUGGCUUGUUGGCCUCCACUGGAGAAACUCAGCUGGAGUGCUGGCCUGGCUGUGCCUCCUCCCCACCUGACUCUACCUCUGCAAGCCUGGGGAACCACUGAGGGCUGUGGGGGAGGGGGACACCCCACCGUUUUAAUAUUUAUUUAUUGUUAACCAAGGGAGCUGGGUUCCUUUAUCGGCGGUGUACACAAUCCCCAUUUUUCUGUCUGAGCGUGUCAUGUUCUUGUAAGAAAUGAAAAUAAAACGCAAGAAUACCA